AUGAUUGGAGAGUUACUGUACACGUGUGAUUCAGGGCCUCCUUUAAGACAGCAUGGACGGGCAUGUUUGGACAUGUAUGGACGUCAGCGUGCACCUGAUUGGUCCAUUUAA
Chondrus crispus (carragheen) is the source of this 111-nucleotide messenger RNA. RefSeq lists its product as hypothetical. Lineage: Eukaryota; Rhodophyta; Florideophyceae; Gigartinales; Gigartinaceae. The record is from RefSeq and is a predicted model, not a curated record. Bases 1 to 111 code for a protein of 36 amino acids. The transcript has a single exon.